GCUAGGUCUACGACCACUGAAGAUGAGCUGGAAUUUGGAACACUUGAUUCAAGUUCUGAUAAAAUGGAAACAUUUAAAAAAGUUCCGGAUCAGCUAGAAAACCGACUCAGCGUCAAAGAUAUAAUGAAAAUACAGAAGGCUUUCAUGACACCAAAUUUUGAAGGAUUUGUUGCACUUAAUAGGAAGAGCUUUAUUGACACUAUGUUCAUAGCUCUUGGAUAUGGCAUUGAAGAAGAGUAUGGAGAUCUGUUUGACAGAAUUGACGUAGCGCGAGAUGGCUUUGUUGACUGGAACAAAGUGACAACAUUCAUGCUGUUAGAACUUUACGAAAACGACGAGAGAACAAAAUCAUCACUUGUGCCUCAGUGGAAAGAAAUCAAAUUUCUUCCAGCCCACCAUAAGGAACCUAUUCAAAGUAUAGUCUACCUGAAGAAUUCACAUCGCUACCUGAGUUUGAGUAAGGAAGGUUGGAUGAAUGUUUGGGGUGAGAAUUUGAAGCUACAGCAAACUGUACGAGUUGCCACAGAUUCCGUAAGAUUGCGGGAUCUCUGGGUUACAAGUAUGGUCUCCAUGACAAAUGUAAAUAAGGUGGCAGUUGCAUUUACAAGUAAGGAGAUUUGCUUUUAUGACCUUAAUUCCAAAGAUGAAUUUUUCUGUCAAUAUAAACUUCAUGGAAUAUGCAACACUCUGAUUUCCAUGCACUAUUGGUUUAACCCAAAAGAUGGAAAUGAAGCAGUUCUCACCUUUGGUGACGUUUGUGGGGAGGUCAAUGCUAUUUGCUUUAUCGCAGCAUUAAUUUCACUUUUCGAAAGACAAACCAAUUCAACAGAUGAGCAAGAGGCCACUGUAGCUAUUACUUGGCAAGAGUUGGUUAAAGGAAGCCACAAAUGCUGUUUCACUUUACAACACAAAGAACACAAUAAAGAAUGGAUCAGACAAGUACAAUACUGUUCUAAUUUGGAAGCUUUCAUUUCCUGUGCUACAACUAAUCUGAAUGCAUUGGUCGUGGGCUGGAAAGAAAAAGGAACAAGCCCAAUGAAAACCACAUCUUUCCAUGUUAAUGAAGGUGUUAAUGCAUUUGAUUACCAUCCUGAACUCAACUUAAUUGCUUCUGCAGCUGUAGAUCAUCAGAUCUACCUUUGGAACCCUUACAUGUCGAAACCCAGUGGAAUUUUACAAGGUCAUCUCGCUAGUGUAAUAGGAAUUCAGUUUAAUAUUGCACGAAGACAACUCUUCAGUUUUUCAAAGGACAAAGUUUUACGAAUAUGGGACAUGCAGAAUCAACUUUGUAUCCAGAGGCUUGCUGGAAUAUUUCCAAAAUGCCUGGAAUUCCAAACUAUUCUUUAUUUUAAUGAAACCACUGGCCAACUCUUUACCACUUUCAACAAUCAACUGACGUUGUUGGAGAUGAAGCAAGAGAAUAGUCAAUGCGUGAAAAGUCAUGAAAAGUCUGUUACUUGCGUGCUUUUUAAUUCUUUGUUCAAGCAGGUUAUCAGUUCAGACACUGGAUCUACUGUUACAGUCUGGAUGAUCGAAACUGGUCAAAAAGUAAAGCAAUUUACUGGGUGCCAUGGCAAUUCUGAGAUUACUACAAUGGCACUAGAUGCCUCUGAGACCAAAUUUUUCACUGCAAGUGUUGAUGGAACAGUGAAAAUUUGGGAUUUUAAUGGCCAUUGCCAUCAUAAGCUGAAUGCAGGAAGGGAUCAAGCAGCUGAUAUCUCCCAGAUCCUGAUAUUAAAAAGAAGUAUUCUGGCAUUAGGCUGGGAAAGAAUAAUAACUGUCUUCAGAACAGAUACACUUACUGAAUUUUUCGUUCAGCCUUCAGAAUGGAAGGGGAAAGCCCAGCAUCAAAAUGAUAUCCUUUGUGCAGCAUUCUUGCCACCUCAAACCCUUGUAACAGGCAGUUAUGAUGGUGAGAUUGUAGUAUGGAAUAAUAAUUCUGAAAAAGCAUCAUCUAGAUUUCACCCAAGCUUGAAGAUAGCUUUGAAAUCUCAAUCAGACAAUAAACUCCAUCAGCAGGAAGAACCUCAAGUUAUUGAUGAUUGUUCUGCAGUUACGACCAGACAUUCAUUAUUCAAUGCUGACAGUGAGGAUGAUGAAUUCAACUACGUUGUUUCAAGACUCUUCUUUCUCGAAGGGAGGAAGAAUGUUUCUAGUACGGGUGGUGCAAACCUUGUAGCCUGUGGUGGUUGUGGAAUUGUUCGCUUUUGGAAUACCUUUAAAAGCCUUCUACUGGCUGAGUUUGAGGCCCAUUCCAAUGUAGCGUCCAUUAUUAUGACAGUUGAUAAAAAAAGUGAUUAUCUUAUCACUGGAGAUGUGAAUGGCCUUAUUAAAGUUUGGAACAUACAGGAAUACUGCUUGUGUUCCAGUGACACUGUAAUUAGUGAAGUUCCACUAAUGGUGGCAGCAAUACAACCUCAUAAUGAUUGCAUCAGUCACCUUGAAACCUGUGUACAGGAUAACCAUUUGCUAAUUCUUUCAGCAUCUGCUGACUGCAGUAUUGUUUUGAGUGACAUUACUGGAUCAGUGAUCGGUGUAUUUGGACAGGAUGAACAUUGGCGAAUUGGUGAAUGUUCACCUCCGUCUGUUACAAAGAUACCACUCAAAACCCUCAAAGAUGAGAAGACCGUGGGUCAGAAGCAAGUGAGAAGAGAAGAAUAUCUGGCAGUUUCAAAACACAGCAUCCCCAUUGCUGAGGAGAAAAUUGACCACGAGGACAGAUCAAACGUAUGGAAAAGUACAGUUUUAGGCAAAGUAUUUCGAGAAAACAGAAUCCAAAAGAAACCUAGACCACGGUUGUCUGCUUGGGGCAAAUUGCGGAGCCCUAUUGGAACAUUUAGUUGCCUACAAAUGGAAGACUUGGAGAAGAUCACUGAUGUGCCAAAACCUAACUUUCUGCAGAAUCCCCACAACUACUUUGAUAUAAAUUUUGAGGAGUCUGAUAAUGAAACGUUGAUGUUUCCUACAUUUUCUGAAACACUAAAAGUAGCUUUUGAUGAGAAAAAUCUAUUUCCUAAAGAAAUACUGGAUCGUGAGCACAAAGUGAAGCAUUUGGAUAAACAGAAUUUAAGUGGAAGUAAAGCUGCAGUAAAACAAAAUAUUUCAAAUGUAAAGUCUAGAUCACCUCAGAGAACCAUUACAGGAAUGAAGCUGAGAACAGAGCUUGAUAGUUCUAUCCAGAAAUAAGCAGUUUGAUUUAAAAGGAAGAAGAAUUCAUGGAAAACAAUUUCUUAAAUUUUAGCAGUGUAGAGUGAAACAAAGGUUGCCAACCAAUGACUUGAGUGAAUUGAAAUGUGCUUCAGCAAAGCCAUAAUAGUU
This is a messenger RNA of Hemiscyllium ocellatum (epaulette shark), 3318 nucleotides long. RefSeq names its product WD repeat-containing protein 49-like. The transcript is spliced from 19 exons. Gene Ontology annotation, molecular function: protein binding; calcium ion binding. Bases 64 to 3186 code for a protein of 1040 amino acids. The record is from RefSeq and is a predicted model, not a curated record. Lineage: Eukaryota; Metazoa; Chordata; Chondrichthyes; Orectolobiformes; Hemiscylliidae.